UUACACCAUGUCAAGUAAACAGAGGGCUGGGCUUGUAAAUCCAGUGCUGGUAUAGCACCAAACAUACACAGCUGUUGUUUCUGUGGUCUUCAAGCACUUGAAGAAGGUCACGUCAACAUCAGACUGCUUCAGGAGCUUCAUUCAAGGUUUGAGGGUCUUCAGCACCCAUCAUGGAGAAGUUCCAGGCUGCUAUGGUUCUUGGAGGAGUGGGAGAUGCUCUCGGGUAUCGGAAAGGCCGCUGGGAAUCGUGCAUCUCAGGGACACAGAUCCAGAAGGAACUCGCAGAUCUUGGAGGUCUUGGAGCCUUGAAACUAGAUGCAGAUAACUGGCCCCUGAGUGACGGGGCCCUGAUGCACAUGACCACUGCUGAAGCGCUUGUCACAGAUUACUGGUGUCUGGAGGAUCUGUACAGGGAACUGGUUCGGCUGUAUGUGGAGGUCAUGGUGUGUCUGCAGGGUCGAGCUCCAGACCCCAGUACUGUCGAAGCAUGUGUGAACCUCAAGCCAAACAACUUCCUGUUAGCCUGGCACACACCAUUCAAUGAGAAAGGUUCUGGUCAUGGAGCGGCGACUAAGGCGAUGUGUGUUGGCAUGCGUUACUGGCAGCCCGAGCGGCUAGAUAACCUGGUUGAAGUGAGCAUUGAAACCGGCCGAAUGACCCACAAUCACCCAAUAGGGUUUCUGGGAUCUCUAUGUACGGCUCUCUUUGCAUCAUAUGCUAUUCAGGGUAAGCCAGUGGUGAACUGGGGUCGUGACCUCAUGACUGUGAUUCCAAAGGCCGAAGAAUACUGCAAGAAAACAAUCCGACACACGGCAGAAUAUCAAGAGACAUGGUUUUACUUUGAAGCAAAGUGGCAGUUUUAUCUUGAAGAGAGAGGAAUAGAAGAGUGUGAGAAGAACAAACCUGUAUUCCCUGAUCACUAUGAUGCUGAAGAGACAGAUAAGGUGUACAAGCGCUGGAGUUCAGAGGGCUGUCCGGGGCGCAGAGGUCAUGAUGCACCCAUGAUCGCGUAUGACGCUCUGCUCGCCGCAGGAUCGAACUGGGAGGAGUUGUGCAAACGGGCCAUGCUGCACGGAGGUGAGGGUAGUGCUACAGGUCUGAUCGCCGGCUGUCUGUACGGGCUGCUCUAUGGUCUCAAUCAGGUCCCUGCUGGACUCUAUCAGGAUCUGGACAAACGAGAGAAACUGGAAGAUCUUGGAGCCAAACUGUUCAGAGCCGCAGCUGCAGAGAAGUAAUGCACUGGCACUGGCACUGGCACUGGCACGUCUCCACACGCUGCUGCAGCAGAACAUUCAUAGACUGAUCAGCACUACUUUACUUUUUCUAGUAUCCUCUGGCACUUCAUCUGUGUAUUAACAUUCUGAGAGUUAAUCCCACAUUUAUAAAGUGUUUGGAUUUCAGCUAAUCUUAAAGUCAACAUGAAAUCAAAAUGGACUAUUUACUUUCUUAAAGCAUGUUCCUUUAAUCGUACAAAGAUCCAUAUCCAGGGGGUCUGGGUAUCUCAGCGAGUAUUGACGCUGACUAUCACACCUGGAGUCGUGAGUUUGAAUCCAGUGUGUGCUGAGUGACUCCAGCCAGGUCUCCUAAGCAACCAAAUUGGCCCAGUUGCUAGGGAGGGUAGAGUCACAUGGGGUAACCUCCUCGUGGUCGUGAUUAGUGGUUCUCGCUCUCAAUGGGGCGUGUGGUAAGUUGUGUGUGGAUCGUGGAGAGUAGCAUGAGCCUCCACAUGCUGUGAGUCUCCGCGGUGUCAUGCACAACGAGUCACGUGAUAAGAUGCGCGGAUUGACGGUCUCAGAAGCGGAGGCAACUGAGACUUGUCCUCCACCACCCGGAUUGAGGCGAGUAACCGCGCCACCGCGAGGACCUAAGUAGUGGGAAUUGGGCAUUCCAAAUUGGGAGAAAAAAAAAAAAAAAAGAUCCAAGUUGUCAAAUAAAUGCAUUUUCAAAUAUUCAAUAAAAACAUUUUCCUCGUUGAAUAUCCUGUUUCAAUCAGAAAUACAUCAGGAGUAAAAAUAGGUUGUGCAUGCCGUUUCAUGUUGACUUUAAAUGGCUGAAAGGAAUAUGACUGGAAUAUAUGUGAAUAAAUAACAAAACUGUGAUUUUCUGGUAAACCAGAAGGACAUGUGAGCAUUUCAAUACAGCAAUUAAAUGUUCAGUUAUUACGAUA
This is a messenger RNA of Myxocyprinus asiaticus (Chinese sucker), 2167 nucleotides long. RefSeq names its product ADP-ribosylhydrolase like 1 (gene adprhl1). Gene Ontology annotation, molecular function: magnesium ion binding; ADP-ribosylarginine-[protein] hydrolase activity. The coding region runs from base 171 to 1235 and encodes 354 amino acids. Lineage: Eukaryota; Metazoa; Chordata; Actinopteri; Cypriniformes; Catostomidae. Gene Ontology annotation, biological process: protein de-ADP-ribosylation. The transcript is spliced from 7 exons. The record is from RefSeq and is a predicted model, not a curated record.